Molecule: messenger RNA, 1668 nt
Organism: Colletotrichum graminicola M1.001
Lineage: Eukaryota; Fungi; Ascomycota; Sordariomycetes; Glomerellales; Glomerellaceae
Product: dihydrouridine synthase
Exons: 2
Coding region: 1-1668 (555 amino acids)
Biological process (GO): tRNA processing
Molecular function (GO): tRNA dihydrouridine synthase activity; flavin adenine dinucleotide binding
Source: RefSeq, a predicted model, not a curated record
AUGGCGACAACGAUCGAGACCCCAACCGCGGGGCUCGAGGCCGGAACAGCUGCAGCAGCCAAGCCCAAGCUGCACGGCCGGGCUUUCUACGAGAGCAUUGGAAGCCCAAAGUACAUUCUCGCACCCAUGGUGGACCAGUCCGAAUUUGCCUGGAGAAUGCUGAGUCGAUCGUUCAUACCGCCAGCUGAGCAGAAAAAUCUGGUGGCCUACACGCCCAUGUUUCACGCGCGACUUUUCAAAGAUACGGAAAACUACCGCCAGUGCCACUUCCAGGCCGUGCGACCCGGUGACGCAAACGAUUCCACCUCGACGCCGCAGGCCUGGCUCGACGGCAACCCUUCCAUCGACCGCCCGCUCUUUGUACAAUUCUGCGCAAACGAUCCCGAUGCUCUCUUGGGCGCUGCGCUGAGGGUUGCUCCGUACUGCGACGCCGUCGAUCUCAACCUAGGAUGCCCGCAGGGCAUCGCCAAGAAGGGAAAAUACGGUGCCUUCCUGCAGGAGGACCAGGAGCUCAUUUUCAAGCUCAUCAACACCCUGCACCGGAACCUGCCGAUCCCCGUGACGGCCAAGAUCAGGAUACUGCCCACCAGGGAGGCGACACUCGCAUACGCCAAGAAUGUACUGUCGGCCGGUGCGUCGAUCCUCACGGUUCACGGAAGGCUGAGAGAGCAAAAGGGCCACUUGACGGGCCUAGCAGACUGGAGUACCAUCAAGUGGUUGAGGGAGCAACUGCCGCCGGAGACGGUGCUUUUCGCCAACGGAAACAUCCUGCAGCAUGACGACCUCCAGCGUGCGUUGGAGGCCACAGGCGCAGAUGGUAUCAUGAGCGCCGAGGGAAACCUCAGCGACCCCACCAUUUUCAGCCGCCCGCCCGAGCCCGGAACAGAGACGCGGGAGUACUGGCGCGGCAAGGACGGCAAGGGCGGGUACCGCGUGGACGCGGUAAUGAGGCGGUACAUGGAUAUCUUGCACAAGUACGCCGCGGGCGAGGAGCCGCCAUCGAGGCGGCCCCUCUUCGUGCCCGGCGACGACACAGCGUGGAUGAAGGAAAUGGACAAGGCGCUGGCGGAAGAGGAAGAGCCGGAGCGCAAGAAGCGCAGAAAGGACACGCCCAAGCUGGGGAAGAGCCGGACCCUGAGCCCCAACUACUCGGCGAUGCAGCCGCACAUGUUCCACCUGCUGCGGCACUUCGUAUCGAAGCACACGGACGUGCGAGACCUGCUCGCCAAGAGCCGUGCCGGGGACCUGGAAGCGUACGAGAAGAUACUGAGCAUGGUGGAGAGGAAGGUCGCGGACGGGCUGCUCGAGUACGAGAAGGCCGGACCCGCCAUGUUCGAGGGCGACGAGGUCUUGGGCCCCACGGCGGACCCGGGCGAGGUGAUCGAGGAGGACGGGGAGAGCUCCCGAGGCGCCAUCAAGCGGUGCAAGAGGCCGUGGUGGGUCGUGCAGCCCAUCAUCCGGCCCCUGCCCAAGGAGGCCCUGGCCAAGGGGGCCGUGUCGAUGAGCAAGAAGGACAAAGCCAAGAUGGGCAAGGCCGAAAACGGCGAGGCUGCCGGCGGCGAGGCGGCAGCCGAGGCAGCGAACGGCAAGGCCAAAGGGGAGACGGCGGCGGGGCAGAGUGUUCAGGAAAAAGUGCUGGAGACUGAUGACAAGUUACUCGCGGGCUGA